AUGGGAUUGACACAAUUAGGAUUAGAUUCUCUUUCUUUAAUGGCUCUGGCACAGGCGUUGAAUCAAACAUUUGAAAUUAAUGGAAACAUUGGAAUAACUCCGGCGGAUGUUUUUAUGAUUGGAAGGGCGAGAGAGUUGGUUGAGUUGGUUAGCCAAAAAUUGGAAAAUGAGGAGGAGGGCGAAGAGGAAGACAGUGAAGUGGAGGAAGAAGAAGAUAAUGAGGAUACCGAAGAAGGAGAAGAAAAUGAAGAAGAUGAUACUGAAGAGGAGGAGUUUAAAGAAGACGAAAAUGAUGAGAAUGAGGACGAUAAUAAAGAAUAUGAGGAAGAAAAGGAAUGGGGAAGUGACGGAGAUGUUGAUAAAAAUGAAGAAAGAGAGAAGGAGGAACAAGAAGAAGAUGAAGAAGAUGGGCAACUCGAAGAGGAACAGAAGUCUGAAGAUUGCAAUGAGGAAAACAUAGAUGAAGAAACGCAGAAUGAAAAUGAAGAUAAAGAAGAAAACUUUGAAGAGGAAGAUGGAUAUGAGACGGAAGAUGAAGAAGAGGCGGAAGAAAAUGAAGAAAACUUUGAAAGAUACCUUCCUGUCUUUAAAGAAGAAACCCAAAAUUCUGAACUUGCUAGAGAAUGUAUUUUUACUGUAGAAGAAUUUAAAACGGAAAAGAAGCAUUAUAAUAAAGAUACAAAUAAUGGAUGGAGGGGAAAUAAGACAUUCAAUAGAUAUGAAAAAUAUAAAAAAUAAUCAAAAAUUUGAGGAAAAUGUGGAAAUGCUUUUUGGAAUGAUUUACCAAGAAAAUGUAGUAAAAAUGGAAAAAGAUAAGGUAAAUUGGAAA
Meloidogyne enterolobii is the source of this 829-nucleotide messenger RNA. NCBI's taxonomy places the organism in Eukaryota, Metazoa, Nematoda, Chromadorea, Rhabditida, Meloidogynidae. The record is from the annotation of a GenBank genome assembly.